AUGUUCUUGCGACAUGUUUUGCUAAAUGUAAAAUCGACUAUUCGUCUAAGUCCUCAAACAAUUGAUAGGCUUAUUCGUCGUUCAUUAGCAGGUCAUGCGAAAAAUUCCAGUUCCCAAAAAAUUUCUUUGGAAGAUAAAAAUAGCGAAACGGACGGAAAAACUGUUCAACCAAUUAUUGAAACAAAAGGUGUUCGAAAAGAACGUGAAAAAGCUGAUUUUGAACGAUUAUCAGUUGUUGAAAGAAUAACGAAAAAAUAUCUUCCAUCUCAUCUUAAUUCAAUUGUUAUUUUUGCCAUUGUUGGUAUUGGUUAUGUUAUUUAUGAGCAAGUAAAAAAUGAUUUUGAAAUUAAAUAUACAUUCCGCUUUGGUUCAUGUCCAAAUUUUAAAUUUCCUGAAGAUCAAUUACUUGAACGAAAAGAAUUAUUAGAUACUCUUACAUCGAUUGUUACACCUGUUCCCGAUAAACUUGUUUCAUCAUAUUAUAUUGUAGUUGGUGAUCAUGGUACAGGAAAAACUACAUUGAUUCGUCAAGCAGCACGAAAAGCUGGUGGAGGUGUUAUUUAUGUUGAUGUUCCAUCUAAUGUUGAAAAAUUUGGUGCUUCUUUUGCUCGUGCAAUACGAUUUAAUUUCAAGGAACAUCUUCGUUUAUCAACAUGGAUUGAAUCAAAAAUGUUUGGUUCACCACCUGAUGAAGGCAAAGAAGCAAGUUGGGAACGUGUAUUAAUGUCAUUUCGAAAAUAUGCACAUCAUUAUAGGAAGAAACAUGGUCGUGUACCUGUAUUAAUCUUUGAUAAUUGUGAUUCACUUGCAAAAAAAGAUCAAAAAAUGCUUGAAGCAUUACAAGAUUCAGCAAAAACAGCAAUUGAUGAUUCGCAAUGGAUUACAGUAUUUGUUGCAUCAAUUGGAGAAACACCAGAACAAAUGGAAGGUCGAAGUAGUAUUACUCGUGCUUCGUCAUUUAUUCAAAUCACCGAUUUAUCGGAAGAAGAAGCUAUGACUUAUUUAACAGAAAAACGGCAUUUAUCAAAAGAUUUGGCACACGAUUUGUAUGCUUUAUAUGGAGGACGUCUAAAAAGUUUACAAAAAGCUGCAACUAAAAUUGAUCAUGGUUUAUCAUUUUCUAAUAUUCGUACAGCAAAUUUAAAUGACAUUAGACGUCGAUUAGAAAAAAUCAGAUGUCGAGCAACGACUCAAGAAGAAGUAUUUAUUUUCAAUGUUCUUUGUGGUUUAUUACAUAAAUCUGAAUUAACUGUUGAUGAAUUAAUUCAUAUGGAAGAAGAUGUUAGUAUAAGACAGAAAGUUUUAGAAGAACUUUGUCAUGAAACAAUUCUUACCCGUACUGUUUCAAGCGGUGCAUAUAUAUUCCAUGGACAAUCAGCAAAAGUUUGCGUUGAAGAAUUUUAUAAAGAAAAAAAAUGUUUCCGAUGCAAAUCGAUAAAAGAUAUGCUAUUCUAA
This is a messenger RNA of Adineta steineri, 1455 nucleotides long. The record is from the annotation of a GenBank genome assembly. Lineage: Eukaryota; Metazoa; Rotifera; Eurotatoria; Adinetida; Adinetidae.